This is a messenger RNA of Cyprinodon variegatus (sheepshead minnow), 3025 nucleotides long. It is a transcript of the gene jakmip3, whose product is annotated as Janus kinase and microtubule interacting protein 3. The transcript is spliced from 24 exons. The coding region runs from base 354 to 2879 and encodes 841 amino acids. Gene Ontology annotation, molecular function: kinase binding; microtubule binding. The record is from RefSeq and is a predicted model, not a curated record. NCBI's taxonomy places the organism in Eukaryota, Metazoa, Chordata, Actinopteri, Cyprinodontiformes, Cyprinodontidae.
AGAGGAAUAGGAGGAAGAGGAAGAGAUGAUGUAAGCAAAAGCUGCAGAGAUGCUAACAGAGGAGUGACAGAUGAACCCAGUGUGACGGAGUCCACCCCAUCAGCCACAGACCCAGCAUCUACAUGCUAGCAGGGAGGCAACUGGAAAGAGGCUGAUGCAGCACACACACUCUGACACACACACACAGACUGAAAGCUGCAGUGGAGCUAGCUGCUGAUAGCAUGCUGCACAGGAGGCUGAUCAGCAAAAACAACGAUGUGGCAUCCGAUGCAUCUUGCUGGACGGUGCAGAUGUAGUCAGAGUUCAGUUUGAUAUUUAGCUGGAGGAGGGUGCUGAGCCAGAAGGUGUUCGUUAUGUCAAAACGGGGAAUAGGAGGGCGAGGAAAAGGAGACCGACAAGACGCUAUGGCAACACUUCAAGCAGCCAAUGAGGAACUGAGAGCCAAACUGACAGAGAUUCAGAUCGAACUCCAACAGGAAAAGAACAAGGUGAGUCGUUUGGAGAGGGAGAAGAGUCAGGAGCUGAAGGCAGAACAUAACCGUGCUACAGUCACCCUGACGGAGCUAAGGACCAAACUACAUGAAGAGAAGCAGAAAGAGCUGGCGGUUACCAGGGAGACAUUGCUACGGCAACAUGAGAUGGAGCUAAUGAGGGUCAUCAAAAUCAAAGAUGGAGAAAUACAGCGUCUGAAUGGACUGGUCCAAAAUCUCAGGGAUGGAUCCACGGACAAGGUGAGAAGCACCUUGAUAGGGGAGAUGGAGGAGGCGAAGAGGAGCUGGGAGAUGGAGCGCUGUCGCCUUCAGCAGGAGGUUCAGGAGCUGCGAGGAGCGAAGAAGCAUGCAGAUGAAACCCUGGCAUUGGCUCAGCAGGCCUGCCAGGCCCGUGCAGCAGAGCUUCGAUCGGCUCAUCACCAGCACCAAGAGGAGCUUCAUAGAACUAAAAGAGACUGUGAGAGGGAGAUCCGACGACUGAUGGAUGAGAUAAAGCUGAAGGACAGAGCAGUCAGUGUUUUGGAUAAAGCUUUGGGGCUGCAGGCUGGACAUGCCCACCGGCUCCAGUUGCAGACUCAGGCUGCUGAACAACAAAUCGCUGCCCUGAGAGAUGCUCAGAGGGUGGGGCUAAACCAUCCUGCUUCUAACUCCACCUCUAACAAUGCCCCUUUCAUUUCUCAAGAUGACCGAGAUACUCGUAGGUUUCAGCUGAAGAUUGCAGAGCUAAGUGCAGUCGUCAGGAAGCUGGAAGAUCGAAACUCUCUGCUGUCUGAAGAACGAAAUGAACUGCUGAAACGUCUGAGAGAAACAGAGAGUCAGUUUCUUCCUCUUCUUGAUAAAAACAAACGUCUGAGCAGGAAAAAUGAAGAUCUCGCUCUUGCGCUACGUCGCAUGGAUAACAAACUUCGCUUUGUGACCCAAGAGAACAUGGAGAUGGCAACUAUGAGGAGACCCAGUUCAUUAAAUGACUUGGACCGAAGCCACUCUACAAGUUACCAUGGUUACAACCAGGAUGAGAGGGAGAUGGAGUUUCUACGCCUACAGGUGGUGGAGCAGCAACAUAUCAUUGAUGACCUCUCAAAGGCUCUAGAGACGGCAGGUUAUGUAAAGAAUGUCAUCGAGCGAGACCUGUUACUGAGGUAUAGACGGCAGGAACCGGUGAGGAGGAGGAGAGCCUUCAGAGCCUGCAGGGUCAUAGAGACAUUUUAUGGUUAUGAUGAAGAGACUUCAAUGGAUUCUGAUGGAUCAUCUUUGUCCUUCCACACCGACAGAACCCCGGAUACAGAGCCUGAUGAGGCUUGUGUACGAGAGGAAGCAGAGCUUCGUUACCGCCAGCUUACUCAGGAGUAUCAGGCUCUGCAGAGAGCGUAUGCUUUGCUGGCUGAGACGUGUGGAGGAAACUAUGACGCUGAAAAGGAGAUCAAGACCAGAGAGCAGCUGCUGAAUGAAAUCAGUCUAUAUCAGAGCAGAGUGGCAGAUCUGGAAUCAGCGCUGAAACAUCAAGGAUUGGACGUGAAGUGGGUGGAGGAGAAGCAGGCGCUGUACCAGAGGAACCAGGAGCUGGUGGAGAAGGUAAAACAGAUGGAAUUUGAAGAACUGCGUCUGAGAAACGACAUUCAGGAUAUCAGAGACCAAAAUGAGCUGCUGGAGUUCAGGAUGUUAGAGCUGGAGGAGAGGGAGCGCCGCUCACCUGGUUUAAACUUCAAACAUCUAAUCUUCCCAGAAGGUCUCAGCCCCCUUCAGAUCUAUUGUGAGGCCGAGGGGGUGACGGACAUUGUCAUCAGUGAGUUGUUAAAGAAGUUGGACAUUCUGGGGGAUAACGCCAAUCUGACCAAUGAGGAGCAGGUGGUGGUGAUCCAUGCCAGGACGGUGCUCACUCUGGCUGAAAAGUGGUUGGAGUCCAUUGAAGUGUCAAAGUCAGCUCUGCAGCAGAAGAUGCUGGACAUCGAAAAUGAAAAGGAUCUCUUCAGAAAACAAAAAGGUUACCUGGAUGAAGAGCUAGACUACAGAAAGCAGUCGAUGGAUCAAGCCCACAAGAGGAUCUUGGAGCUUGAGGCCAUGUUGUUCGAGGCUCUGCAGCAGGAGGAUGCUUCCAGGACUCCGGGACUAAUGAAAGGAGGGAGUCGGUUGUCUGACAUUUUGACAGAAGACGAGAAAGACGAGUUGAGGAAAGCCAUGGAUCAGUGGAAACGAUGUGUGAUGUGUGAGCUAAGAGAAAGAGAUGCACAGAUCCUCAGAGAAAGGAUGGAACUACUUCAGCUCACACAACAGAGGAACAAGGAGCUGGAGGAAUGUAUAGAAGCACAGAAACGACAGAUCAAAGAACUCGAGGAGAAGUUUCUGUUUCUAUUUCUAUUCUUCUCUUUGGCCUUCAUCCUCUGGUCUUGAAUGCAGCAGUCCACCAGAGACCACCAGGUGAACACUCAGCAGCGUGGGGUCAGUCUGAAAUGGAACCACAGCAGCACCGCAGGAUUUUGCAGGCCUGAAACCAGCGGCAACAAAGCACAACUCUACUCUUCCUGCCGUCAGCUGAC